Messenger RNA from Lampris incognitus (smalleye Pacific opah), 1323 nucleotides. RefSeq names its product vasoactive intestinal polypeptide receptor-like. The record is from RefSeq and is a predicted model, not a curated record. Gene Ontology annotation, molecular function: peptide hormone binding; G protein-coupled peptide receptor activity; secretin receptor activity. The coding region runs from base 1 to 1323 and encodes 440 amino acids. NCBI's taxonomy places the organism in Eukaryota, Metazoa, Chordata, Actinopteri, Lampriformes, Lampridae. Gene Ontology annotation, biological process: adenylate cyclase-modulating G protein-coupled receptor signaling pathway; cell surface receptor signaling pathway. The transcript is spliced from 12 exons. Gene Ontology annotation, cellular component: plasma membrane.
AUGGGCGAGUUUCUGAUCCGUGUUUUGCGACAGACGAAGCCGUCUCCGGACUGUCAUUCCCACGUCGUGCUGGUGAAGGAGGAGGAGAGGUGCGUGGAGGGCCUCCUGCGCUUUAACGCGACGAAAGAGACAGACUGCGUGGGAAUGUGGGAGGAUUUGAACUGCUGGCCACCUGCCUUUAUGGGAGAAACUGUCUCACAGCCGUGCCCGGAGUUUUUCAGUUCAGAAGGGAAAGUGCAUCGUAACUGCACGGUGCAAGGCUGGACAGAGCUGCUCGUACCCUACGGGGAUGCCUGUGGCUACGCUUUCAGUGAGACCCUGCACUUUUCGGGAGAGUCUGCAGAUUCCCAUCUAUAUUUCUCAUAUGUGAAGGCCAUGUACACGACCGGAUACACGCUCUCUCUCAUCUCCCUCACCAUCGCCAUCACGAUUCUGAGUCUGUUCAGGAAGCUCCACUGCACCAGGAACUACAUCCACAUCCAGCUGUUCGCCUCCUUCAUCCUGAGGGCCAUCUUCAUCUUCAUCAGAGACUCCCUGCUCUUCGCAAAUGAGGAGCUCUACCACUGCGACAACUACCCAGUGGCGUGUAAAGUAGUCCUCUUCUUCUGCAACUACUCCAUCAUGGCCAACUACAGCUGGCUGCUGGUGGAGGGACACUUCCUCUACACCCUGGUGAGCCGGUCCUUCUUCUCACUGAGGAAACACCUGGCCUGGUACAUUGUCCUCGGCUGGGGUUUGCCGUUAAUCAUCAUUGUCGGCUGGGGCGUCGCCAAGUAUCUGUAUGAGAAUGAAGGCUGCUGGGAAACCAGGAGACACGAGUGGAUUUGGUGGAUUCUCCGUGUGCCGGUACUGCUGACCAUAUCCAUGAAUUUGAUAUUUUUCUUGAGCAUCCUGAGAAUUCUGGUUGGAAAACUGCGGAUGCCAGACGCGCACAGGAAUGAAUUUAGCCAAUACAAGAGGCUGAUCAAAUCUACGUUCUUCCUGGUAGCUCUGUUCGGCCUGCAGUACAUCCUCUUCGUUUUCUUGCCCGUUAAGGUCAGCGGCCUGAUGUUUAAGAUAUGGACCUUUGCAGAGCUGGCUCUCUCGUCCACACAGGGUUUUGUGGUGGCUGUUCUCUACUGCUUCAUGAACGGAGAGGUCCAUCAUGAGGUCCAGAGGAGGUGGAGAAGGUGGCGUCUGAAGCAGCACCUCCACAGCCGGCCCAGGAGGCACCACAGCUCCAUCAGCCAGAGCGGCUCUCCUGUCACCCAAGUGUCUCUGCUGCCCUGUGCCCCGCCCGGCCCGGCGGCCGCUGGCCACCCGGCGGACGCUGGGAUACUGUAG